AUGCCGAUUGCGUUUCACCGCUCCAACUUGAAUGAAGACCGGAAGCGGCACGUGUAUAUCAUUGCGCGCCUCCUGCACUCGAGCGCGUCCAAGACGGCUCUGCCCGUGCAAAUGGUCGCGAAGAAGCUUCUCGGACUCGCGAUCAAGAUGGAAGCCCAACUCUUCGUCAUGACGCAUGGCCGGGCUCUAAGCGAAGACGCAAUUCGUCGCCACUUGCUGUACCUGGCGGGCCGCGCGUUUCGAACGCGCUUUGAGAACCGCGCGGAUCGAGCCUACUAA
This is a messenger RNA of Saprolegnia parasitica CBS 223.65, 279 nucleotides long. RefSeq lists its product as hypothetical. The coding region runs from base 1 to 279 and encodes 92 amino acids. The record is from RefSeq and is a predicted model, not a curated record. The transcript is spliced from 2 exons. Lineage: Eukaryota; Oomycota; Saprolegniomycetes; Saprolegniales; Saprolegniaceae.